Molecule: messenger RNA, 828 nt
Organism: Adelges cooleyi (spruce gall adelgid)
Lineage: Eukaryota; Metazoa; Arthropoda; Insecta; Hemiptera; Adelgidae
Exons: 1
Coding region: 7-729 (240 amino acids)
Source: RefSeq, a predicted model, not a curated record
UCGGGUAUGCAACAAUUCACCCAUUUACCGCCGCCCGCCGACCCGUCACCCAUCGACGAUUUUGCUGACGCUUUGGGUCCCGAGGCGUUCGGUCAGCCACAGCCGUGCGCCGCUCUGGCCAACGAUGUGUUCCAAGACGGCCACGACCCGUCGUCGUACACCAACAAGUCACCUACCACUAUGCUGGACCUGGGCAGCGGCACAAUACACCACAACAAGAGCCCCGUCCCCGUGCCGUCGUCGCACUGUGACGAUUCUGCCGGAUGGCAGCACUACAGCCAGCAAUACCAGUGUUAUCAGCCGGCUGACAACGAUUACCGUCACCACCAUCACCACCAUCACCAUCAUAACCAAUUCGACCAUCACGACCAGCAGUACGUGAUCAAGACAGAAGAUACCAGCAUUUCGAGCAGUGACGGCGGCGGUGGCAUCGGCCACGAAUCCUUGGACCUCAUGUACCCCGUGUCGCAGGAGAUGGACUACUAUGCCGCGGUACCGGAACCAUCAUCCAAGGGCGGUGCCAAUGAUGUCGGCUUGGCCAGCCCAAUCGACUUCAUCGGGGCAAACGCCGACGCGCUGACCGACGCGUCUGUUGACUUCAUGGUGUUGGAUCCCUCGAAAAUGUUAAACAACAACAAUAAUGACUAUUACAUGGACCCUUAUUGCGCCGGUAUCGCCGUCGAGUCUUCCAGCGACUAUAGCGACUUUUCGCUGAAUUGGUCUCAGUAAAAUGUAUUAAAAACGUUUAUUCUUUAAUCUUUUGUGUAUUUUAAUUUUUAUAGCUUUCUGAUUAUAUAUAUAUAUUUACAUAUAUUCGUGUAUAUUUAU